Messenger RNA from Lathyrus sativus (Indian pea), 1653 nucleotides. NCBI's taxonomy places the organism in Eukaryota, Viridiplantae, Streptophyta, Magnoliopsida, Fabales, Fabaceae. The record is from the annotation of a GenBank genome assembly.
AUGGAUUUACCUACCAUUGAUGUGGACCUUGGACCUAACAAGAUUCCAGAUGAAAAACAAGAAGGUCCUUUGUUUCAUUGUGAUCUUUGUGAUACUGAAGUUGUUCACAAAUUGGCUCAAAUGUUCCUUCCAGGAUUAGCUUCUGCUUGUGUUGAUAACACAACAGGAGGUAUUUUCAAGACUCCUGGUUCCGUUACCGUUGAUUUGAGAAAGGAAAUGAUUGAAUAUCUUACCUUACGAAGUGAAUCUUUUGUUGCUGAGUCUGUUAUCUUGCAAGAUGGACCAGACGGUGAAGUUUCUGAUCAUCCUUUCGAUAUUAUUUCCAAUUUCGUUGAUGAUUUCGCGAGUUCCAAGAGGAAUUUCUUUAGCCGUGUUUCGGCGUGGCUUUUGAGUGAAAAGAGAGAGGAUAAAAUCGAUGAUUUUAUUCAGGAGAUUGAUAUGAAUGGUUUUUGGACUCUUGAUAGAAGAGAAGUGAUUGCUGAAACGUUGCUUAAGAAUGUUGAUUUUAAGAAUUUAUAUCAUUGCACGGAGAGUUUUAAUUCUUCUCAAGAGCUUGGCAAUCAUGUUCUUGCUUGCGAUUUUAGACCUCUGAUCUGCCAGAAUCAGGGAUGCAAUGCUAGGUUUUGUGCAGGUCAUUUUAAGAAGCAUGAUUCAACUUGUCCUUUCAAGAUAAUUCAGUGUGAACAGAGGUGUUCGAGUAGCAUUAUGAGACGGGAUAUGGACAGGCAUUGUAUAACUGCUUGUCCGAUGAAGCUUGUGAAUUGUCCUUUUUACGCAAUCGGUUGUCGGUCUGCUGUCGCACAGUGUAUGAUUGAAAAACAUUGUUCUGAUGACUUUCAAUCUCACUUGUGGCACUUGCUUAAAGGCACCUACAAGGAAGUGUCUGGGGACGAUCUUCAACGACGAGUGGUGCAAAUUGUGCAGGCAUCACCAAACAGCAAAUUAUCAAGGGCUCGAGAUGUUAGAUCUUUGACCUUCAUCGUCAAGAAUAUCGAAGCUACACUAGGGCCUAUGGAGAUUACUGUUGAGCAGAAAAACAGUGAAGAGACUAUUACGAAGAAAGAUGAUAGUGAUGACACCGAUACAAAUAAUGACAGUGAGCAGAACACGCAAACAUCAAAUAUGGUUACUUCAUCAGAUAAAGCCGUAACAAGUGGCAUAACUAUGCAUACUGGCAAGAGUGAAGAAAGUGAAAAUAUUCGCACUGAAAUUGAGGGCAGUGAAGAGAGGACACAGACUUCAAAUAUCACAAAGCAACCCGGUGAAGCUGAAACUGUCCAUGUGAAUGACGGCACUACGCAGAAUUACAAGGAGAACAAUGAUGUUGCCGCUAGUGAACUCAAACUCAAGGACAACACAGAGAAUGCACACACAAAUAUUGAAAAAUUGGCAGAAGAAGUCGGUGCUACAAAUGAGGACUAUGUACACAAUAAUAAUAGCAUACAAAAUGGAGAUAUUGAAGAUGAUAACUUUGAAGAUAAUGAUAAUGUACAGAGCAUACAGAAUUCAAAUAUGGAAACAGCGGGUAGUGCCAAAAAUAAUGUGAAGAACACAGAUAAUGUACAGAGCAUACAUAAUUCAAAUAUGGAUACAGCAGGUAGUGCAGAAAAUAAUGUGAAGAACAAGGAUACAGAAGAUGAUAACUCAAAAUAG